CAUAUACGCAGAGGAAAAUGCAAUAGACUUGUAGCUAGUUAUUAGCUGGCCGAGAAAGGAGGUGAUGAGUUAGCCAAGUUAGCACUGGGACGGAGAAGCCUGUUUCUUUGUGAGGUUGAAAUGGAAGCACAUACAUAUGGUGCAGCAGUGGUUGUCCCGACCAACUGGAGUGUGGUUGUUACUGUCAUUGGCAUGCACAUUGAAUAACGGAGUGCAUGCAUGCGUGAAGCAAGUGAAGCGUUGCUGCUGUGUACUGUACUACUCGUCCUACAAGGCUAGAAGCAGAAAGUAAGAGAAAGCAAAUGUGAGUGUCAAAAGAUGAUGCGUGCCAUCAUCGUUCCAUGCAUUGGUUCACCACCAUAGGAGGAUGCAUUGGUCAUGUAUGCCAACCACAAAACCACCGCUGUCUAAUGACUUUGUAGCUAGCUAGCAGGAAUGCAGGAUCUUCUUUUUCUUUGUAACAUGAUCUCUGUAUCCCCCCUGCUUUCUGCUCUGCACCUCCACCACCACCUGCUACUGCUGCUCCUAUAUAAAGAGACCCUUGCAUAAGCAAUUCUAAUCAAUACUGAAGCAGAAGAGAGGAGCAAGCAAGCAUCCGGCAUGUCAACGUCCUCAGUGCUCCUGAUGACCCUGCAGGUUGCUGCUCUUCUCCUCUGCUGGCUGCUGCAGCAGACAGUAGUUGCCAAGGAGCAGUACCAUGAGUUCGUGGUCCAGGAGGCGGCGGUGACGAGGUUGUGCCGGAAGCACAGCAUCAUGACGGUGAACGGGCAGUUCCCGGGGCCGGCGUUGGAGGUGAGCGAGGGCGACUCCCUGAUCGUGAGGGUCAUCAACCGGGGCGGCUACAACGUGACGGUGCACUGGCACGGCGUCCGGCAGAUGCGGACGGGGUGGUCGGACGGGCCCGAGUACGUGACGCAGUGCCCCAUCCGCCCUGGCCAGAGCUUCACCUACCGCUUCACCGUCGCCGGGCAGGAGGGCACCCUGUGGUGGCACGCCCACAGCUCCUGGCUCCGGGCUACCGUACACGGCGCCCUCAUCAUCCGCCCCCGCUCCGGCGUCCCUUACCCCUUCAACGCCGGCAAGCCACCCGCCAGGGAGAUCCCCAUCCUGCUCGGGGAAUGGUGGGACAUGAACCCCAUGGACGUGGUCCGCACCGCCACCCGCACCGGCGCCGCGCCCAACAUCUCCGACGCCCUCACCGUCAACGGCCAGCCCGGCGACCUCUACAGGUGCUCCUCCAAGGACACCACCACGUUCCCCGUCAGGUCCGGCGAGACCAACCUGCUGCGCUUCAUCAACGCCGCGCUCAACACGGAGCUCUUCGUCUCCCUCGCCGGCCACACCAUGACCGUCGUCGGCGCCGACGCCUCCUACACCAAGCCCCACGCCACGUCGGUGCUCAUGAUCGCGCCCGGCCAGACCACCGACGUCCUCGUCACCUUCGACCAGCCGCCCGGCCGGUACUACCUCGCCGCCCGCGCCUACGCCAGCGCCCAGGGCGUCCCCUUCGACAACACCACCAGCACCGCCAUCUUCGACUACGGCGGCGGCAGCGGCAGCGGCAGCCCCGCGAUGCCGACGCUCCCGGCCUACAACGACACGGGCACGGCGACGGCGUUCACGACGAGCCUGCGCGGCCUGCGCAAGGCGGAGCUCCCGUCGCGCAUGGACGAGAACCUCUUCUUCACCGUGGGCGUGGGGCUCAUCAACUGCUCGGCGGCGGGCCAGCAGAGCUGCGGCGGGCCCAACAACACGCGGUUCGCGGCGAGCAUCAACAACGUCUCCUUCGUGCUGCCGUCCACCCUGUCCAUCCUGCAGGCGGCGCGCUACCAAGGCGGCGGCGGCGGCGUGUUCAGCGCUGACUUCCCCGGCACCCCGCCGGUGCAGUUCGACUACACGGCGCAGAACGUGAGCCGCGCGCUGUGGCAGCCGGCACCUGGCACCAAGGUGUACAGGCUCAGGUACGGCGCCGCCGUGCAGGUGGUGCUGCAGGGCACCAGCAUCUUGGCCGGCGAGAACCACCCCAUCCACCUCCACGGCUACGACUUCUACAUCCUGGGCGAGGGGUUCGGCAACUUCAACGCCGCCAGGGACACGGGCAGGCUGAACCUGGAGGACCCGCCGAUGAGGAACACGGUGGGCGUGCCGGUGAACGGGUGGGCGGUGAUCCGGUUCGUGGCGGACAACCCGGGGGUGUGGCUGAUGCACUGCCAUCUGGACGUGCACAUCACCUGGGGCCUCGCCAUGGCCUUCCUCGUCGAGGACGGCGUCGGGGAGCUGCAGUCUCUCGAGGCACCUCCACCGGACCUCCCGCUCUGCUGAAUGAGCCAGCAUUAACAGUUUCAGAUUCAUCUCGUCUGCUUAUUGCCUGAUGCUGAUUAAUUAUUUGGAAUAUUCCUACUGUAACAAUUCACAGGAUUAUUUAUUACAAAUCACAGCCUAGCUCUGGGCAUCAAUCAAGACAUAAACAUUGCCAAUUUAA
Messenger RNA from Panicum virgatum (switchgrass), 2482 nucleotides. RefSeq names its product laccase-23-like. Gene Ontology annotation, cellular component: apoplast. Gene Ontology annotation, molecular function: hydroquinone:oxygen oxidoreductase activity; copper ion binding. Gene Ontology annotation, biological process: lignin catabolic process. Lineage: Eukaryota; Viridiplantae; Streptophyta; Magnoliopsida; Poales; Poaceae. The coding region runs from base 601 to 2322 and encodes 573 amino acids. The record is from RefSeq and is a predicted model, not a curated record. The transcript is spliced from 3 exons.